Moesziomyces antarcticus is the source of this 1545-nucleotide messenger RNA. RefSeq lists its product as uncharacterized. Bases 1 to 1545 code for a protein of 514 amino acids. Gene Ontology annotation, biological process: transmembrane transport. The record is from RefSeq and is a predicted model, not a curated record. NCBI's taxonomy places the organism in Eukaryota, Fungi, Basidiomycota, Ustilaginomycetes, Ustilaginales, Ustilaginaceae. Gene Ontology annotation, molecular function: transmembrane transporter activity. The transcript has a single exon.
AUGUCGAGCAGCCCGAGCGUACAGUCCUCCACAGCGUCUUUCCGGUCCGAUCACAACCUCGAGGCGCGUGCGGAUCUCGCAAACCACAUGGAAAAGCAAGCCGAGUCGCUCUCCGCAGCGACGACCAAGCAGGAGGAGGAUGGCAAUCACAAGGCGUUUCUUGUCGACUGGCACGGGACGGACGACCCGGAGAAUCCGCUCAACUGGAGCACGGCGCGCAAGCACGGCAUCACGCUGACUCUCUCAUUCGCGGUUGUGGUGGUGACGUUUGCGUCGUCCGUGUACUCGUCGGCGUCGAGCGCUGUGGCCAAGCACUUCGGCGUUUCGGACGAGGUGGGCAAGCUGGGCAUCACGCUCUUUCUGUGCGGCUAUGCGAUCGGCCCGCUGGCGUGGGGCCCGCUCUCGGAGCGCCAGGGACGCAAGCCGCCCAUGCUCAUCUCGUACCUUGGCUUUGUGCUCUUCUCGCUCGCCACCGCCACCGCCAAGGAUCUGCAAACCGUGCUCAUCUGCCGCUUCUUCAGCGGCGUGUUUGGAUGCGGCCCGCUCUCCAUUGCCGGCGGUGCCAUGGCCGACUACAGCUCGCUCGAACAGCGCGGCAUCGCCAUCGCCAUCUACUCGUUCGCCACGUUCGCCGGGCCGACGUUCGGUCCGAUUCUCGGCAGCUUUAUCGUCGAGUCGCACCUCGGCUGGCGAUGGACAGAGUACCUCACCGCCAUCGUGGGGUCUGCCUUCCUGCUCGUGCUGCUCGUCGCCCUGCCAGAGACGUACGCCAAGCGCAUCCUUCAGAAGAGGGCCGAGCACCGCCGCCUCGAGACGCGCCAGUGGGCUUGGCAUGCGCAGCUCGACGAGGAGGCGUUCGAUGCGCGCGUCGUCGUCACAAAGUACCUCACUCGGCCGAUCGUCAUGUUGGUGGUCGAGCCGAUGAUCCUCCUGCUCUCCAUCUACGUCGCCUUCAUCUACGGCAUCCUCUACCUGCUCUUCGGCAGCCUACCAGUGCACUACGUCGAGGUGCGCGGCUGGAGCGAGGGCGUAGGCUCGUUGCCUUUCCUCGCACUGCUCGUCGGAUGCGGUCUCGGUUGCCUUGUCAUGGUCGGCUUCAAUCCACGCUACGUGCGCACGUGCAAGCUCAACAACAGCCAGCCCGUCCCCGAGGAGCGGCUACUGCCCAUGAUCGUCGGCGCCGUCGUAUUCCCCGUGGGCUGCUUGUGGUACGCCUGGACCACGUAUGCCUCGGUGCACUGGAUCGUCCCCACCCUUGCCCUCGUCCCCAUCGGCUGCGGCAUUAUUCUUCUCUUCCUCCAGGCGCUCAACUACCUCAUCGACGCCUACCUCGCCUACGCGAACUCGGCACUCGCCGCCAACUCGCUCCUCCGCUCCCUCUUUGGUGCAGGUUUCCCGCUGUUCGGAUCCCAAAUGAUGGUCAACCUCGGACUGCAGUGGGCCAACACGGUGAUCGGCCUUAUCGGCGUCGCCCUCCUCCCCAUCCCUAUCCUGUUCUACAUCUACGGCAAGCGGCUGCGUCGCUCGAGCAAGUUUGCCACCUGA